AGUAAAAACAAUGGCAAGUGCUGCAUCUAAGCAAGUAAAGCCAAAUGCAUAAAUACAGAACCAAGGCAAAGGCCUUUGAUUUGUAACUGAGUAUCCAUCAUCCCAAAGCCAUGCAGGCUUUACUACCAGUGCUGAUUCUGAGCAGCAUCAAUAGACCAAAAAACUGGCAGGCUACGGGUGUGAAUGCACGUCCCGGAUUUGGCUGUCGCCAGGGCAUAGCCUGGGCAGUGCCCCUGCUCCACUGGUUGGUAGCAGCUCUAGGACAUCUUCGCUGUCCCGUUUUGUGGGUCAUAAUAAGGAGGAAAGGCGGGGGUUGUUUUGCUUUUUUAUAAAUGAGGAGGAAAGGUUUGGCUUGGUGAUUGCAAGACCUGUGAGCACGGAGAACCAGACUUCCCUUCCGGGCCAGCGAUUUAAUAGCCGGGUUCCGUUUAAAACAGCGUCUGGCAGGGACAGGCACAGCCUCCCCACCUCCCACGGCGGGGAGGCUCAACCCUAAACCUGAGGUCGAAGCGGAGAGUCCGGCCCGCGCCUGGCCUGGGGGGAAGCGGGGAACUCCCUGCCCCCCCGGACGGGCUUAUGCGGGGCCGCGAGCGCAAGGGGCUUUCCCAUCCGCCGCCCCCGCCGCGUGACUCAGGCCCGGGGGCUCGGCCGGGCCCCGCGCAGACAGCGCUGAGCCCUCGGCCGGGCAGGACCCUCGUGCCCGGAGGUGCGGCCCGAGUGGGGUGAGGUCCUGCGGCGCUGACCCGGUGCUGUACUACAGGCGCUGCCGGACUCUGGGGCCGCCGUGCAGCGGAGCGGAGCGGAGCGGAGCGGAGCUGAUGGGCCGUGGCCGCCUGCGCCUGGUGACUGCGGCGCUGCUGCUCCUGAGCGUGCGGGCGGCGCCGCCGUGCGACCAGACCUGCCCGGCAGGCACCUACUUGGACCCCCGGACCUGCGGCAGGACCAACGAGCCGUGCAAGCUCUGCCCCACGGGCACCUUCGCCAGCGAGGCCGGCGCCCGCGGGGGCUGCAUCAGCUGCCGCAUCUGCGAAGGGAUAUUCACAUACCGCCGGAGCUGCUCUGCGAUCGAGGAUGCCCAGUGCAAGUGCAAGUCAGGGUACCGCUGCACGCGGGGAGACUGCCGCGAGUGCGCCCAAAACUGCGGAAGAGGCGAGCAGCUCAUCGGGACAGGUUGUGAGACUUGUCCCUGGGGGACCUUCAAUAAUCAGAGUGAUGGGUUCUGCAAGAAAUGGACCAAAUGCUCUGGGGAUGAGGUCCUGAAGCAAGGAACUAGCACAAGUGAUGUGAUCUGCAGCCAUAUGUCAGGGAGUCUGGCUCCACCUGCCAGCACCACUUACCCCGCAAUACCAUUUUCUACCCCUGGGCCAGGGAAGAAUCUGGAGAUGGACAUUGUUCUCACGGUGGGCCUGGUGCUGGCCAUAGUAUUUCUGCUGCCUUUGGGGGUGUUUCUUAUCUUCUGGAAGAAAAGAAAACUACCUGACAUGCUCAAGAGAAUAUAUAUAACACCUGAGCAAUCAACUCAAGAGGAGGAUGCCUGUAGCUGCCGUUUUCCAGAGGAAGAGCAAGGGGAAUAUGAUGACUGCAGCAAACUGGCACAAUUCAAAGAUUCACCAAUGAAUUAGAAACUGGAUUCUGUAGGUCAGCAAAAUCUGGGUUUCCUUUCAGAACAGCUGAGAGGAACUUCAUUAUGCAUCAGGGUGGGACAGCAGGGUUAGUGACCUUCCAGUCUGCAGAUUGAACAGGUGGGGUAUGGAGAGGGUAAAGUAGUCUUCACUAAGGCCUCUCUCUUACUCAAACAGAGCCUUUUUUAAAUUAGUCCUUGACAACCUUUUCAAAUGAAGUGGAAUUAAAUUGUAUGGAGUAACUUCAAAAUGAAAGCAACUUGCUAGCUUUGCUGAUAGAGUGGGGAUACUAUUUCUACAGUACUUUGACUUGCUGUAGUAAGAAAACUAUACCAGUUAUACAAGGACCAAACUGCUUUUCUAGAGAUCUUCUAAUAAGAGAUGCCCAAGCCACAGUUUUGCUAACAUUGGAAAGACCUGAGUGUAAGAGGCUAGUAGCACUGAGUGCCAAGUAUAGUGCAAGCUGCCAGUGUGCAAACUUCCCAUCCUUCUGCUCUCCAGUGUACUUCAGUUGGGAACUACAUCACCCCUUAUCACUCCUGAUCUGGUCCUCAGACUCCAGAAGGCUAGAUGUGAUCCAGAAUCUAUAUGGAUACUGUUGCAACAUGCUGAAUCGUGUUUUUGCACUUGUGCGCGCACACCCUCAUUUGCAUGCUCGUGUGCACAUGUGCACAUGCAUGCACACCCUUAGCAGUUAACUUCUGUCCUGAUUUGCAGAACAUUUCCUAUUUAUUCUACUUUUAGUUUGUAGCUAAAAGCGCUAUGGAAAGUCAUGGUUGCAGAAUGUCUCAUAACACCCCUUCUAUGUUGUCUGAAGAACCCUGUUAUGCUAGCUCAUUUGGGAGGUGUAGUGGAAAUACUGUGACAAUCUGUGGUUGGUUUGGUCGGUGAGAAAUAGGCAAUUGAUGCGGCUGGCUUGCAUCAUUCUUGUGAUGUUAAAUUCUUAGCUUUUUCUUUAAAAAGUUUUUUUUGGGGGGGAGGUUGUAAGUGCAGUACAUAACUUGAAAAUAAACAGCACAUUUUUUCUCACAAUUAAGUGUAUUUAAAAUAAAAUACUUUUGUAUAAUACUUUUCUAUA
Molecule: messenger RNA, 2700 nt
Organism: Alligator mississippiensis (American alligator)
Lineage: Eukaryota; Metazoa; Chordata; Crocodylia; Alligatoridae
Gene: TNFRSF9
Product: TNF receptor superfamily member 9
Exons: 7
Coding region: 819-1622 (267 amino acids)
Biological process (GO): regulation of cell population proliferation
Cellular component (GO): external side of plasma membrane
Molecular function (GO): cytokine binding; signaling receptor activity
Source: RefSeq, a predicted model, not a curated record